UUUCAAUAAUUUGAAUAAACAUUGUCGAAAUUUGAAAAAAUCUAAAAUUCCAGAGUAUAGUUUUAAACAGAAAUAACUAUUUCAGGAAUAUUGUUUGCUUAAAGCCGCUUCAAAAUGAAUUUCCUAAAAGGAUUAACAAAAAUAAAGUCGAGAUUUGCGCGUUUCAUUGAGACAACAAAUAGUUUUAUGUGGGUACAACGCAAUGAAAAGUUCGCAGACAGCCGUUUAAUUGUUGAGCAGUUAACAGAUCGGGUAUUGGUUCGUGUGCAAGGAGAAGAGGUUGUGCCUUUCUUGCAGGGUCUCAUAACAAAUGAUAUGGCUCAUCUGCAGUCGGGCACUACACAUCUUGCAAAAACUCCGGCUAUGUAUACGAUGUUUCUAAAUAAAGCUGGCAGAGUACUAUAUGACUCGAUUAUAUAUCGCACUCCGGAACCAAACACAUACUUAAUUGAGUGUGAUAAAUAUAUAUCGAACGAACUAAGACGACAUUUAAGACUCUACCGGGUUAGACGCAAUAUUCAGAUUGACGCUGUCGAUGCAGAAUACCGUCCAUGGAUUGUUUUUAACCCGGUUGGGAGCGUUGUUCGAAUAGAUACUAAUAUUCAGAUUGGACAAGAAAUAAUAUCUACUCCGGACCCUCGUAUUCGUGACCUCGGGACACGAGUAAUCACAAAGUCUGAUAAAACAUGGAAAGACUUGGCAAAUAUGUUUUCUAAAUCAGGCGAUGUUACGAUUGCGAAACCAACCGUUGACUGUAACUAUCGUAUGCAUCGUUAUCGCUAUGGAGUUGGUGAGGGCGUUCAGGAUCUUCCGCCUGGAAAAAGCUUUCCUUUAGAAGCUAAUUGUGAUUAUAUGCAUGGCGUAAGUUUUCACAAGGGCUGUUAUAUUGGUCAAGAGUUAACAGCUCGUGUACACCACACAGGAGUGGUCCGAAAACGUAUAAUGCCUUUGCGUUUAUCUGAACCGGCUUCACCAAAAUCUGUUACAAUAUCAACCGAAGCUGGUACUAAUGUUGGUACAAUUCGGGGCGCCAGCCUAGAUAGGGCCUUAGGGCUCCUGCGCGUAGAACAAGCGUUGGCUUCAGCAAAAUUAUUUGUGGAUGGUAAAAUAUGUUACGUAGAGAAGCCAUACUGGUGGCCACCAGAGUUACCUAAAAAAGCGAGAGUUGAAGGCUGCUAGGAUUAAAUUUUUGGUUAUUCAAAAAUGUAUUUUUACAAAUUGUUAACUAGUGAUAGUAGCCGUUAUUUUUAUGUACAUAUAUAUGUAUAUAUAUAAAAAUCUGUAUCUUAUGUGGUUUCAUAUGUUCAAUUAGUUAUGUAAAAUAAAUAUAUAUAUAUUCCAGA
This is a messenger RNA of Ceratitis capitata (Mediterranean fruit fly), 1343 nucleotides long. Its product is annotated as putative transferase CAF17 homolog, mitochondrial. Gene Ontology annotation, molecular function: protein binding. The coding region runs from base 115 to 1179 and encodes 354 amino acids. Lineage: Eukaryota; Metazoa; Arthropoda; Insecta; Diptera; Tephritidae. The transcript has 2 exons. The record is from RefSeq and is a predicted model, not a curated record. Gene Ontology annotation, cellular component: mitochondrial matrix.